Molecule: messenger RNA, 2548 nt
Organism: Anneissia japonica
Lineage: Eukaryota; Metazoa; Echinodermata; Crinoidea; Comatulida; Comatulidae
Product: FK506-binding protein 2-like
Exons: 4
Coding region: 124-774 (216 amino acids)
Molecular function (GO): calcium ion binding; peptidyl-prolyl cis-trans isomerase activity
Source: RefSeq, a predicted model, not a curated record
CAAGGGUCAGUAAAACCAUUUUUUUUGUAAACAAUCAUGACUAUAAAAAGUUUUAUUUAGUACAUCUGUUUACUAAGUGCACACGUCAUCAUUGUCUGUAUUCUUCACAAUCUAAUAGCAACGAUGGCAAUUUUAUAUAUUUUUCUUCAACAUUUCACACUUCUUCUCUUACUAGCUUUUCCCUCAGUUGUAAGUAUUGAGAAUGAAAUUAGCAUUGAGAUUCUCUAUCGCCCAGCAGACUGUGAAUUUAGGAGCAAGAAAGGAGACCUUCUAGUUUUACAUUACAUUGGAAUCAACCUGGAAGAUGGAAAGCAAUUUGAUUCUUCUCUUGAAAGUGGUCAUCCAAAACAAGUGCGUUUAGGCCAACAUCUUGUAAUGCUAGGCUGGGAAAAGGGGCUAGAGGACAUGUGUAUUGGAGAGAAGAGGGAGGUCACUAUUCCUCCUGGUCCACUCCAGAAAGUGGACGAGAGUCAGUCAAACAGUGGGACAAUGCUUCCAUUCAAGGAUAUGACAGCAGUUUACCAUUUUGAGCUUCUAGAAAUUCGAGAUGAAGCCCCAAGAUUAAAGAAAUUUCACCUAAUGGACAGUAAUGAUGAUGACCAAAUCACAGUGAAUGAAAUGGUAGAAUACUAUAUCCAACAAGGAUCUGAUGAGUUGGGACCACACUUAAGUUUAAAUGAUGCUGUUAAGACAAUAUUUUCAUAUCUAGAUGUCAACAAAGAUUUCCUAAUUUCCAGAUUGGAGUACAUAGGCAAAGCUCAUGACGAGUUAUAAAUGAUGUAAUUACUGUUUCAUUUAGAUUGAUUCUGAUUAUUUUUAGUAAUUAUUACAGCAAUAAUGAACAUAGAAUUUCAUUGAUUAUGAUGAGUUAUAAAUAAUGUAAUUAUUGUUUCAUUUAGAUUGAUUCUGAUUAUUUUUAGUAAUUACAGUAUUACAGCAAUAAUGAACAUAGAAUUUCAUUGAUUUUUUAAAACAAAUUUCACAUUUUUCAACUUCAAGGGUUUGUUUUGUAAUCUAAUUAAACUGUUGUUCUUCACAUUCUAGAUGUCAACAAAGAUUUCUUAAUUUCCAGAUUAGAGUACAUAGGCAAAGCUCAUGAUGAGUUAUAAAUGAUGUAAUUAUUGUUUCAUAGAUGAAUUCUGAUUAUUUUAGGAAUUAUUAUAGCAAUAAUGAACAUGAAUUUCAUUGAUUUUUUAAAACAAAUUUUACAUUUCUCAACUUCAAGGGUUUGUUUUGUAAUCUAAUUAAACUGUUAUUUUUCACAUUCCAAAAUUGAUUAUGAACACCUUAAUAAGGUUGAAGUUGUAACCAGUGGUGGCACCAGAAAUUUGCCGACAAGCGGUCCAACAUGCCUGACAGAGUGGUCCAACAUGUCUGACAGAGUGGUCUAAGCAAAGGGGCCGACGAAGCCUUGGUUGAUGGCCCAGAAUAACAACUCCCUUGUAAGGUUCACAGGGAGAGUUUUUAAUGGAUUAAUAUGGUCCAAAAUGUGCCUUUAGAACACAAUAUUAGGGAUGGUAGUCAAAAUAAGCUUAUUUAGAUACACAAAUUUUUUUUUUUUCAUUUUUGAUCCGACUACCUAGUUGUGCGUCGGAGUCAGGGGGGUCCAAGCCUGUCUGACUGGGAAAAAAUGCGCACCCUGCCUCCCGCUGGUGUCACCACUAGUUGUAACAGUCCUCUGAAAACAGUGCAAUAAUGUCAUUGUUAGUCAUAAAUGGAUAGUAUGCCUCAUUCUGUGUGUUUUACAAUAAAUACAAUACAAUAAUAAUUAACUGUCAAUUUUAUAUUAUUGUCAUUAGUAUAUCUACUAGGUAUAUUGGUUAUAUUGUUCAUUGGAUCGAUCAAUCAAUCAAUAAAUCAAUAAGGCACAUUUAUACACAUUUGUUACAUUCUCAACAACCUAAUGAAUCUAACACAAAUAACAGUCUACAUACAUAUUCAAAUUCAUUUAUUUUAUUUAAGUACAGUACUUACAAGCAUAAGCACAUUUUGGUUGAAGCAGGGUAUGGAUACAUCAGUUAUUUAAAUAUAUCAUCUAAUAACAACAUAAACAUAAAUAUACUAUUAUAAUGUUUUAUAGAAUCAGGGCCACAGAUAGGGCUAGGGUGUCUCAGAUAGGGGUAAGGUGAACUUGAAAAUCCUUGAGCACAGAACUCUUGGGGAGAAACUGAACACCCUGUUAAAAUGUUGUGCUGGGAAACCUAAGUGACAAUUUUGGUAGAUUUAUAUUUGGUGUGGUAUGCAAGCUUUAGGUCUUCAGCCCUUCUAGUAUAGUUUUCUUUUGUGUACAAACAUCUGAGGUCCCAAAUGUAGCUCCCCGAUAUGCCCUCCAUGGCCUAGAAUUUUACAUUGCAUCAGACAUACUGCUCUAGUAAUAGAACCUUCCAACAGAACAGGACGAAAAAACAAGCAUUUAUCUUUCAUAUUUCUAUAAAACAGAUGUUAAUAAAUAUCCCACACUUUUACCAGUUCAUCAAAAUAAAUUCUUUAGGAAACUCAAAAACCCCCAUAAUAAAUAAAUCAUUCAAAAAACAUCAUUAAACAAAAA